AUGGUCACACUUUUGUACCCUGAGAUGGUUGUGGCAAUAUUAUCAUUUCUAUGCUUCCUUUUUCUUUGCCAAUGGAGAUGGAACAAAACCUCACCCAUCACAAACUGGCCUAUCUUGGGAAUGUUCCCAGACCUUUUUUUCAACGUGUCACAUGUGCAUGACUACGCAACGAGCCUUCUAAAACAUUAUGGGGGCACUUUCGAGUUUAAGGGCCCUUGGUUAGCUCGCAUGGACGCUAUACUCACCAGUGACCCCAUGAACAUUCAACACAUUUUGAGCAAAAACUUUUCUAACUAUGACAAAGGGCCAACUUUCCGAGAGAUUUUUGAGCCUAUGGGGGAUGGUAUUUUUAGUACUGAUUCUGAAACGUGGAGAUAUCAGAGGAAGUUGAUUCAGUCAUUGAUAAAGCACAGCAAGUUUAUGUUGUUCUUAGAGAAAGUUGUCAAGGGAAAGGUGGAAAAGGGCCUCAUCCCUGUUCUUGAUCACGUCUCAAGUCUGGGAAUUGAGGUGGAUUUACAAGACGUUUUUCAACGGUUCACCUUCGAUAAUGUUUGCUUAAUGGUUUUGGGUUUCGAUUCAAAUUGCCUCACCAUUGAAUUCCCAGAAGUUGCACACGCAAAAGCGUUUGAUCAAAUGGAGGAAAGUCUCUUGUACCGACACAUUCUGCCAAGAAAAUGUUGGAAGUUUCAGAGAUGGGUUCAAAUCGGAAGAGAGAAGAAGCUUAGUAGUGCUUGGAAGACUUUUGAUCAAUUUGUAUACGGAUGCAUCUCAUCCAAGCGAGAAAAACUUAGCCGAGGGAGAGCCCUGAAGAUGGAGGAAGCAGAAUUUGACUUAUUGACAGCCAUAGAGCAACAAGAAAGAGAAAUGAAUGGUAUUGCAUCAUCCAACAAGUUUCUAAGGGACACUGCAUUUAAUCUCAUUGCGGCAGGGAGAGACACCAUCAGUGCAGGACUCACUUGGAUUUUAUGGCUUGUUGCAACACACCCAUCCGUGGAAGCUAAAAUUCUAGAAGAGAUUAAAGCCCAUUUGUUGGACGAGGUGUGGAGGGUUUUAGGCAUAGAUGAGCUAAGUAAGCUAGUUUAUCUCCACGGAGCCAUAUGUGAGUCCUUGCGCCUUUUUCCGCCCAUACCUUUCGAUCAUAAAUGUGCAGUUCAAGCUGACAUUCUUCCCAGUGGCCACCAUAUCCGUUCAAAUAUGAGAUUGAUAUACUCUUUAUACUCAAUGGGGAGGAUGGAGAGCAUAUGGGGUGAAGAUUGCCUGGAGUUCAAGCCAGAGAGAUGGAUUUCGGAGCAAGGAGGAAUAGUGCAUGUACCCUCUUUCAAGUUCAUAGCAUUUAACGCAGGAGCAAGGACUUGUUUAGGUAAGGAUAUAAGUUUCACGCAAAUGAAAAUGAUUACAACCGCUAUCAUUUGGAAUUACCAUAUUCAUGUGGUUGAAGGUCAUCCUAUUUCACCACGUAUCUCUGUUGUACUACAUAUGAAACAUGGUUUGAAGGUGAGGCUGAGCAAGAGAAAUGUUUGAUGAAGAAAUUUCUGUGAGUAGUUGUCUCCAAAUAAAUAUAAAUUGUGAGCUGCAUAAAUUCCUUGAAACAUAAUGAAAAAAUGAUGGUUAGACCACUGUGAUGAACUUUGUGGAAUUAUUGGAUUUACUCAUCAAUCAUACCUAUUAAAACAACCCACACAUUGUUGGGGAAUUUCAGGGGAAAUUCAAUGGAAAACAUAAACUUGAAGUAGGCUUAGAGGUACGAAUAAAUUCAGUCUUUAAGAUGAUAUGA
Molecule: messenger RNA, 1774 nt
Organism: Quercus robur (English oak)
Lineage: Eukaryota; Viridiplantae; Streptophyta; Magnoliopsida; Fagales; Fagaceae
Product: alkane hydroxylase MAH1-like
Exons: 1
Coding region: 1-1521 (506 amino acids)
Molecular function (GO): iron ion binding; heme binding; monooxygenase activity
Source: RefSeq, a predicted model, not a curated record